Molecule: messenger RNA, 513 nt
Organism: Lactuca sativa (garden lettuce)
Lineage: Eukaryota; Viridiplantae; Streptophyta; Magnoliopsida; Asterales; Asteraceae
Source: RefSeq, a predicted model, not a curated record
AUGAAGGAACUUUUGUCGAUUGCGAGGGCUUCUGUGUUGAUUAAUGGUUCCCCAACUGAUGAAUUUCAAAUUCAUCGUGGGUUGAGACAGGGUGAUCCUCUUUCCCUUUUUUUGUUUAUUUUGGCUAUGGAGGGUCUUCACAUUGCUUUGAUGCAGGCUCGAGCUGUGAAUGCUCUCAGAGCGGUCUCUAUUUCAGACAUUGAAAUCUCUUAUCUCCUGUAUGUGGAUGAUGUUAUGUUAGUCACUCCUUGGAACCCUGAGAACGCUAACUGUCUCCUUCGUAUCCUUAGAUGCUUCUACUUGGCUUCUGGGCUUAAAAUCAAUUUACUUAAAAGUAAAUUGAUUGGUGUGGGAAUUUCUUUUUCUCAAGUUCUUGUGGUGGCAAACAGGAUUGGUUGUGCAGCCUCUAUGCUUCCUUUUUCUCAUCUUGGUAUCCUGGUGGGUCAGCCUAUGACUCGAAAGUCCUCUUGGGUUCCUAUGAUUGAUAAAUUUCGCUCCAAGCUCUCAAUCUAG